GGCGCGAGGUUUCAAGAUGGCGGUGGCUAGGUGGCUGACCGAGAAGCAGAGGUGAAGGCCCCUAGCAAGUGAAGGAGGCCGAAAAUUGCCCCCCUCCCCGCUUCUCCCGGUCCCGGAAUUCCGGAAGAAGUUUUUUUUUUUUUUUUAAUGAAUUGGUAAACUACAAAGAUCGUCAACAUGGGACGGAGAUCAACAUCAUCCACCAAGAGUGGAAAAUUUAUGAACCCCACAGACCAAGCUCGAAAGGAAGCCCGGAAGAGAGAAUUAAAGAAGAACAAAAAACAGCGCAUGAUGGUUCGAGCUGCAGUUUUAAAGAUGAAAGACCCCAAACAGAUUAUCCGGGACAUGGAGAAAUUGGAUGAAAUGGAGUUUAACCCAGUGCAACAACCACAAUUAAAUGAGAAGGUGCUGAAAGACAAGCGUAAAAAACUGCGUGAAACUUUUGAACGCAUUCUACGGCUCUAUGAAAAAGAGAAUCCAGAUAUUUACAAAGAGUUGAGAAAGCUAGAAGUAGAAUAUGAACAGAAGAGGGCUCAACUUAGCCAAUAUUUUGAUGCUGUCAAGAAUGCUCAGCAUGUGGAAGUGGAGAGUAUUCCUUUGCCAGAUAUGCCACAUGCUCCUUCCAACAUCUUGAUCCAGGAUAUUCCCCUUCCUGGUGCCCAGCCACCCUCCAUCCUUAAGAAGACCUCAGCCUAUGGUCCUCCAAAUCGGGCAGUUUCUAUACUUCCUCUUCUUGGACAUGGUGUUCCACGAUUGCCUCCUGGCAGAAAACCUCCUGGUCCUCCUCCUGGUCCUCCACCUCCUCAAGUCUUGCAGAUGUAUGGCCGUAAAGUAGGCUUUGCCCUAGAUCUUCCUCCUCGUAGGCGAGAUGAAGACAUGUUAUACAGUCCUGAACUUGCUCAACGAGGUCAUGAUGAUGAUGUUUCCAGCACCAGUGAAGAUGAUGGUUAUCCUGAGGACAUGGAUCAGGAUAAGCAUGAUGACAGCACUGAUGACAGUGACACUGACAGAUCUGAUGGAGAAAGUGAAGGGGAUGAAUUUAUGCACCGUGAUGAUAAUGAGAGAGACACCAAUGAAGAGAAAAAGUCAGGUCUAAGUGUACGAUUUGCAGAUAUGCCUGGAAAAUCAAGGAAGAAAAAGAAGAAUAUCAAGGAACUGACUCCUCUUCAAGCCAUGAUGCUUCGAAUGGCAGGCCAGGAAAUCCCUGAGGAAGGACGAGAAGUGGAGGAAUUUUCAGAGGAGGAUGAUGAAGAUGAUUCUGAUGACUCUGAUACAGAAAAACAAUCACAAAAACAACAUAAAGAAGAGUCUCUUUCUGAUGGCACAUCCACUUCUUCACAGCAGCAAGCCCCCCCACAGUCUGUUCCUCCUUCUCAGAUACAAGCACCCCCCAUGCCUGGACCACCUCCGCUUGGACCACCACCUGCUCCACCUUUACGGCCACCUGGACCUCCUACAGGCCUUCCUCCUGGACCACCUCCAGGAGCUCCUCCAUUCCUGAGACCACCUGGAAUGCCAGGACUGCGUGGGCCUUUACCUCGACUUUUACCUCCAGGACCACCACCAGGCCGUCCCCCUGGGCCUCCUCCAGGGCCCCCUCCAGGUCUGCCUCCUGGCCCUCCUCCUCGGGGACCCCCACCAAGGCUACCUCCCCCUGCACCUCCAGGUAUCCCUCCACCUCGUCCUGGCAUGAUGCGCCCACCUUUGGUGCCUCCACUUGGACCUGCCCCACCUGGGCUUUUCCCACCAGCUCCCUUGCCGAACCCAGGGGUUUUAAGUGCUCCGCCCAACUUGAUUCAACGACCCAAGGCGGAUGAUACAAGCGCAGCCACCAUUGAGAAGAAAGCCACAGCAACCAUCAGUGCCAAACCACAAAUCACCAACCCCAAGGCAGAGAUCACUCGAUUUGUGCCCACUGCACUGAGGGUGCGCCGGGAGAAUAAAGGGGCUAGUGCUGCUCCCCAAAGAAAGUUAGAGGAUGAUUCUGCUGUGCCUCUUGCCAAAGCAGCCCCCAAGUCUGGUCCUGCUGUUCCUGUCUCAGUACAAACUAAGGAUGAUGUUUAUGAAGCUUUCAUGAAAGAGAUGGAAGGACUACUGUGACAGCAUUUGAUUCCAGAAAAGGCUUCUUUCAUAUUAGUGAUUCAUGGAAAAAGAGGCUCUUAUUAAGCUUAAAGAGCUGCUUUCACUGUCAGGGUAUUUUCUAAUUUCAGUUUAAGGAAUAUCCUAACAUUUAACAUUGAUCAGAAGUUACUACAUAUAAGAGAGACUGACAAUAGGUUGGUUAUUGAAGCAGUGCUGCUAAUAACAUCCAUUCUCUGUCAUACCACCAUUUUCAUCCCAAUUCUUCCCUUUUUCCAAUUCAUUGACAAUUCUGACCUUUGUUACUUAAUUUGCUGUGAUUCCCUUGUGCUCUGGGCACUGGAGAAGAGAUUUCUGGAGGGGAAAAAAAGGUUAUUUCACCCCCAUCUUGGCCUUUUGUGUUUUCGAGUUACUCUUAAUAUUUUCUUGUAAAUAUUUUGUAAUAUUGUAGUGAAAUGGAUCACAAUGUCAUUUCCUAAUACAGAGCAAGAUAUGUGGGAAGAAAUUGUACAAUUUGAUUAAAAUUAUUUCCCACUGACCUAAACUUCUAAGUGUUUCAUGAAAUAAAUAAAUGUUCUACACCAA
Erinaceus europaeus (western European hedgehog) is the source of this 2664-nucleotide messenger RNA. RefSeq names its product WW domain binding protein 11 (gene WBP11). Bases 178 to 2100 code for a protein of 640 amino acids. The record is from RefSeq and is a predicted model, not a curated record. Gene Ontology annotation, biological process: mRNA cis splicing, via spliceosome. Gene Ontology annotation, cellular component: spliceosomal complex. Lineage: Eukaryota; Metazoa; Chordata; Mammalia; Eulipotyphla; Erinaceidae. The transcript has 12 exons.